AGGAGUCACUCAGUCUGUGAGUCUGCAGAUGCACUCGUAUCGCUGUGCUGGAGCUGAUGCUCGUGUGUUUUAUUCGGUGGGGAGCACAGGAGACUCAUCUGAUCCCGCUGGAGCCCCGCCUCUGCUGCCCGAACUGUAUUUAUAGCUUAUUGCAACAGCAGCAUUCAGUCAGUCAUUCAGUCAGUGAGUGAGUAACUCUAGUGAAGGAUCAUCAGCGGGUCUCAGCUCUCUCUCCGCAUUCAGACCGGACCAGCAUGACGGAGACCGCGUCAGAGCCCGCUCCAGGUGCCCCGGAGGAGCCGGAGGAGAAGCGGGAGACCGACCCCCCGGAGGGCGGCUGGGGCUGGGUGGUGAUGCUGGCCUCGAUGUGGUGCAACGGGUCGGUGUUCGGUAUCCAGAACGCGUUCGGUAUCCUGUUCGUGUCUCUGCUGAAAGAGUUCGGCUCCGAGACCGACGAUGACCUCCGCUUUAAAACAGCAUGGGUCGGCUCUCUCUCGAUGGGCAUGAUCUUCUUCUGCUCACCAAUCGUCAGUGUGUUCACCGAUCUGCUCGGCUGCCGGAUUACAGCAGUUGGAGGGGCAGCGGUGGCAUGUGUGGGACUUCUGGCCAGUUCCUUUGUCACGUCUCUCGGGCCAAUGUACUUCACCUAUGGUAUCGUCUUUGCAUGUGGCUGCAGCUUUGCAUAUCAGCCAAGUCUGGUUAUCCUGGGUCACUAUUUCAAGCGGAGGCUGGGCCUGGUGAAUGGCAUUGUGACAGCGGGCAGCAGCGUGUUCACCAUCACGCUCCCAUACAUCCUGACCGGUCUGCUGAAGCGUGUCGGACUUGCCUACACGCUGCGUUUUCUGAGCAUCUUCAUGUUCGUGCUCAUGCUGGCAGGACUCACCUACAAACCCCUGCUGCCCAAACCUGUAAGCAGCAGCAAGUCGGGCAGCCGCUGUGCCUCGCUGAAGAGGGUGUUUAACGUGCACAUCUGGAGGUCUCUGGGAUACCGCAUAUGGGCCUUCGGGAUCCCUGCAGCGCUGUACGGAUACUAUGUGCCUUAUGUUCAUCUGAUGAAGCAUGUGGAGGAGCGCUUCGGUGCAGACACUAAUAAAGAGGUUCUGCUCACCUGUAUCGGCAUCACGUCUGGAGUGGGUCGUCUGAUCUUCGGGAGGGUGGCCGACUACAUCCCUGGAGUCAAUAAAGUCUUCCUGCAGGUGUCCUCGUUCCUGGUGAUCGGGCUGAUGUCCAUGAUGAUUCCUCUGUGUCACGUGUUCGGAGGACUCAUCGCCGUGUGUCUGCUCAUGGGUCUGUUCGACGGCUGCUUCAUCUGCAUCAUGGCUCCCAUCGCGUUCGAGCUGGUGGGCUCCCAGAACGUGUCGCAGGCCAUUGGCUUCCUCCUGGGCAUGAUGUCCGUCCCCAUGACUGUCGGGCCCCCCAUCGCAGGCUUCCUCAGAGACCGUCUGGGCAGCUAUGACGUGGCCUUUUACCUGGCGGGCAUUCCUCCGAUCAUCGGCGGGGCCGUGCUGUGCCUGAUCCCAUGGGUGGAGGCGCAGAGGAGGAGGAAGGAGGCGCAGCCGGCGGCCGAAGCCACAGAGAAGAUGCUGGAGAGCAAGAACGGUGCACAGGUCAAGGUGAAGCCUGAAGAGCCCGAGUCCGUCAUCUGAGAGCGUUUACAGCGGACAGACAGAUGUGUAUGUGUGUGUGUGUGUGUGUGUGAUUAUCUUACCCUGCAGGAACAUGCAGACCGGGCAUAAAACAGGGCACCUACGUGAUUUAUGAGCUAUGCAUCUCUCAGAAAGUUUCCUUGAAUAUUUUUGUACUGAGCUUCUAAAAGGGAAGUGAAAGUUAGACAAUCAUCGGUCAAGAAGGGAAGAUGUUUGCUGGUGCUUUGAUGGGUGUAAGCCCUGAAAGAAGAAUCAAGGGAUUUUAUUUUAACACACUUUCCUUUACUCUUAUAAUCUAGCUAUGCAUUGUUUUAUGUCAGACUACAUGAACAGCUCAUAUAUUGUGUUGAAGGAAGCGUCAGCCGUGCCAUAUGUGAUCGUUUCCUCCAGAGCGUGGAAGACUCGAAAGAGGUUUUUACGAAGGCACACUUCCACCGUGAGUGUUUAUUAGAGGAAUCAUCACUGCAUGACAACAGUGUUUUUAUAUGCAAGUAUCUAAGAUGUUGAUUUUCACUGAGAAAUAAGAGUUGAGGAGACCUCUGUAAUACACAGAGCAAACAGACAUGACUACACAAGCAGAUGUUUUCUGAUGCCGUCCCAGUGUUCUCGGUAAAGCCUUGCUUUGUUUUUGUAUUGAGCGUUGUGUUUAAUGUUGGAGGAACACUGCUCUGGAACGUUUGCAGGAUGGUUUCCAUGUGUUUUUGCCUAACCUGAGCAGAUCUCAGUGUUUGACAUGAACUGCGAUUGUUGCUCUUUGAAACACUAUAUUUUACGAUGUUUUAAGAAUCUGUGGUGUCCGUUGGUUAGAUCGACUGCCAUUGUGAGCUCAGCUUUAAUAGCGACGCUCACAUUUACUGCCACUGAGGCCUUGACUGAAUAACACAUGUGCUUUAAUUCAGCGACUGAAAAUGAUUGUCCUCUGAUUCCUGUUCACAUGAAACGUCUUGAGGUGAUGUAAACGUCCCGCUGUUCUCUGGCAGAUAGUUCUCUCGUGAUCUACCUCAGUGAACAUGAUUCUGGAAAUAUCAGCGGAUCAGAGAAGGCAAUCGCUGUAAACUCACUUGAAACCAUGGCCAUCAAGUGCUUAUACUUCACACCUAUCCCAUCUUGUGUUUUUUGAUUUUUAUAUCUCUUAUAUCAACUAGCAUUAUUAGUGCCUUAACGACAUAAUUAUUGACAGAUGAAUUAUUGAUUUGUAUGGAAUUUUACCCAACAGCUUCCAAAGCAGUUAUUUCAGUGCGACUCACAGCAAAAGCAGUACGUGCCAAGAGCCAUCUGUCUGGUACAUCUGUUGGUUUAUUGUCUUUAAACCAUUUCCAUGUUUCUGAGAAGAUUCUCUUUUUUACUUUUUGUACAUUGUCCUUUUUUUGUAUUUUAUUUUAAAUGUAUACUUUUCAUGUAAAUCAUUGUUGUACAUCAAACCAGAGAAGGUUUUUCUGCACACACACACACACACACACACACUCACACACUCGCACACACAUGUUGGUAUAUGUGGUUUAUGGGGACUCUCCAUAGGUGUAAUGGUUUUUAUUCUGUAGAAACUGUAUAUUCUAUCUCCCUUCACCAACCCUACACCUAACCCUAACCCUCACAGGAAACUUUGUGCAUUUUUACUUUCUCAAAAAAACUCAUUCUGUAUGAUUUAUAAGUGUUUUGAAUUAUGGGGACACUAAAAAUGUCCUCAUAAACCACCUCCUCAUUGUAAUACCUAUGUCAUACCCAUGUCAUUAUACAGAGUUGUGUCCCCGUUAACCACAUAAACAAGCUCACGCACACACACACACACACACACACACACACUCUCUUUGUUUUGACGGUCAGCACACAGCUGUGAUUUACUCAGGGUAAUCAAACAUGUCAAACAGCUCCAUCUCUCAGCUAAACACCAAAGUAAUCUCUUGUGCUCUUGAAGAAUUUAUUGCAAACUUUUUGUCAAUCCAUUUGUGAUUGAAACUUAAUAAAAACAACACUUUAACACUUUAUUUUAUAGUUUGUGCACACACUUACCAUGUACUAGUUAUUAUUAGAGUAAGUAAACAGUAUGUAGAAGCAGAAAAGCGCUGGAAGAAGAAGUUCUUCUGAGAACAGAGUAAUAACACAAACAGAAUCACUUAGUUAUCAAUACGUGUUAGUUUCUUUUCAGUGACCUUGAUCUCUUGACCUGAAUGACUUAUAGCUUUGUUAUUUUUUUGUUGUUGUUGUAUGUAACACACAGUUGGUUAUAAAUACAGUUUUGAACUACAAUAAAGAAGAUGUUAUUGGUUGUAUUAA
Carassius gibelio (silver crucian carp) is the source of this 3920-nucleotide messenger RNA. Its product is annotated as monocarboxylate transporter 10. Gene Ontology annotation, molecular function: monocarboxylic acid transmembrane transporter activity. Lineage: Eukaryota; Metazoa; Chordata; Actinopteri; Cypriniformes; Cyprinidae. The record is from RefSeq and is a predicted model, not a curated record. The transcript is spliced from 6 exons. Gene Ontology annotation, biological process: transmembrane transport. The coding region runs from base 255 to 1646 and encodes 463 amino acids.